AUUUUUACCUAAGUGGCAACCAAAAAAGAAACGAGCUGCCUUUUUUCGCACAUAAAAAUCAAUCGGAAAUAAAUAAAACUUGCUACAAUUGCAACAAUUAAAUAGAUAUAUAUGCAAAAGCUAAACAGCAACAAAAGUUGUUGUUGCUGCUGCUGCGCUGUCGCCGUGCGAACGAUCCUUGUUGGCUACGGGUCUUACAUGCGUGCCCGUGCUCUGGUGGCCAACUAAAUAAUGUGGAACAUGAUGUGCGACGUAAUGCCCACAAUAUCGGAAGACAGCAUAUCGCAGCGCUCCUCGCAGUUCAGCGGCGAAGAUGCGAACUUUGAGCAGCUGAUGGUGUCCAUGCUCGAUGAGCGGGACAAGCUAAUGGAUAGUUUGCGCGAGGCGCAGGAGCGUUUGGGCGAAACGGAGGUGAAGCUGCACGAAGUGGAAAAGGAGCGGGACAGUUUACAGCGUCAAAUCAAUGCCAAUCUGCCGCAGGAGUUCGCUACGCUCACCAAGGAGCUGACGCAAGCGCGCGAAACUCUGCUGGAACGUGAUGAAGAAAUCGGAGAGCUCAAAGCAGAGCGCAACAAUACGCGGCUGCUGCUGGAACAUUUGGAGUGCUUGGUGUCGCGUCAUGAGCGAUCGCUGCGCAUGACCGUCGUGAAGCGACAGGCGGCCGCGCAGAGCGGCGUCUCCAGCGAAGUAGAGGUGCUCAAAGCGCUCAAAUCUCUGUUCGAGCAUCACAAGGCUCUGGACGAGAAAGUGCGCGAACGUCUGCGUCUGUCCAUCGAGAAGAACAAUGCGCUGGAGGAAGAGCUGAAUACAACCAAAGAGGAGCUAAACCAAUAUAAAACUGGCGCGUUGCAAAGCGGUGGCGGUAUUAACUCUGGAAACGCAGCAACCGGAGAAAAUGGCAUCAAAGAGAAGCUGGCUGGCGGCAACGGCGGCGGGGUCAAUGGCGAUGCGAGCGAAAUAAACGAAUAUGCGGCCAAAACACACGAGCUACAAACGAUCAUCGAGAAGCAGACCUCUGAAUUGUCGCAAUGGCAGCGUCGCGUCUCCGAUCUGAACAAUAAGAUUAAUGAGCUGGAAGAGAAUCUGUCGCGUGUGCAAAAGGAGCAUUGCAAGGCGCAGGAUCAAUGCUCGAAGCUCCAGCGAGAUUUGCGCGAAAAUGUGGCACAAAAGGAAGAUCAGGAGGAGCGCAUAGCUACACUGGAGAAACGUUAUCUCAAUGCUCAACGGGAGUCCACCUCGCUGCACGAUCUGAACGAGAAACUGGAGCAGGAACUGCGGCACAAGGAGGCACAGCUAAAGCUGCACGAAGAGAAAAUCAGCGCCAUCGAAGAGAAACUCGAACUCUCAGAGCAAAAGCUAGCCCAACAUGCCAAACUGCAGCCGGAUAUGGAGGAGCAGCUAAAGGCGCGCAUGGAGGCAUUGACAAAGGUAGGAAAUAAGGCUCAAGAACGUCAUGGCUCGGCGGAGGAUCGCAUACGGGGCUUGGAAGCGAAUUUGGAUGAGAAGAACGCCGAGGUGGUAAGACUGAAUCAGCGUCUCAAAAUGAAUGAAGAGCACAAUUUGCGGUUGUCGUCGACGGUGGACAAGCUCCUGUCCGAGUCCAAUGAGCGACUGGAGGUGCAUCUGAAGGAGCGCAUGCGUGCGCUGGAUGAGAAGAAUGCGCUAACGCAGGAGCUAGAGAAGGCGCGCAAGGUGGCCGAGGAGCUGCACCAUGAGAAGAGCGAAAUCAUGAAGGAGCUGUCCAAGACGCGUCUCGAAAUCGAGAAUUUCAAACGUCAACUGCUCCAACAGGAGAUCGCCUACAAUAUUCAGCAGACGGAGGCACUGACUCGCAGCCUCUCGCCCAGCAGUGUGGUGGAUGGUGGGGGUAACGCCUUCACACGCAGCACAUCCCAUGCCAGCUUCGAGACGCAUUCGCUGCGGCGGUCGAGUAAAUCGCGCCUGUCCGAGGAGAAUGCUCUUGCCCGAUCGAUGGCCGAGCAGGAGUGGGAGAAGCUGCAAAUGCAGCAGGUGGCUCAUGCCCAGCAGCAGGCGUACGAGCUGGCGGCCAGUGUGGGCGAUUGCGAUGACAGCGAUGCGAUGUAUGCCGCAGCCACGGAUAUGAUGUCGCCCUCCGGCCAUACAGAUGCCCAAACGCUGGCCAUGAUGCUGCAAGAGCAGCUGGAUGCCAUCAAUAAUGAGAUUCGACUCAUCCAGGAGGAGAAACAAUCGACAGAGGCGCGCGCCGAAGAGCUGGAGUCGCGCGUCGGCAGUUUGGAGCAUGUGAAUCUAUUGGCACGCGGCCGUUCCAUGGACAGACAAAGUCCGCCCAUGAGCGGACGCAGUACGCCCAAUAGUCCACAGCGCGAUUUCAUGCAGAAAUACCAUACGCUUAACUUGCCAGUGCUGUCCAGCGAUGCAUCGCGGGAGGAGCUGCACGGCGGCAUGUCCACCACCGGUGAUUCGAGUUCAGGCGGCGCUGCCUCUCCAUUGACGGCACGUUCGAUGCGCUUGGAGCGCGUCGCCCAGGCGCUCGCCCAUAGCCAGGAGGAGCUGCGUCGCCGCACAAUGGUGCCCGCUGCCUCGCCGCAUGUGAAUGCUCACAUGACGUUGUCCUCGCACGGCUAUGGGCUGUCGCCGCUCAGCUCGCGCUAUGGCAGCCAAGAGUCACUGCGUCACUAUAAUACAAUGGGUUCCAUGUCCAUGCUGCAGACGCCGACGUCGGGCGUGUCGAGGGAAGCAGCUGCCGCCGCUGCUGUGCAAAAGAAGAAGGGCAUUAAGUCUUCGCUGGGUCGUUUCUUUAGCAAAAAGGAGAAGGUGAAGGGCGUCAAGGAUACGCUGCCAGAUGGUUCACCCAGCAUGAUGUCUAUAGGCAAUCUGUCGAUGGGCUUGAGCGAGGUGGAUUCCAACUACGAUGUCAUGAGCAUGACGGGCGGCAUGAUGCCGCGUAUAGCCAGCGCGCCAGGCUCGAAGAUCAGCAGCGUCGACUAUGGCAGGCAAAAGAAAGAUCACGAUUACCGCAACGAUCUACUGGGCGAGGCCAUGAAAGCGGGCACGCCAUUCGCCCUGUGGAACGGACCAACCAUUGUCGCCUGGCUGGAGCUGUGGGUGGGCAUGCCCGCCUGGUAUGUGGCUGCCUGUCGCGCCAAUGUCAAAUCGGGUGCUAUUAUGAGCGCACUUAGCGACACGGAGAUACAGCGGGAAAUAGGUAUUAGUAAUCCCUUACACAGGCUCAAACUACGUUUGGCCAUACAGGAAAUGGUUUCACUAACUUCACCCUCAGCUCCGCAAACAUCACGCACUACACUGGCGUUUGGGGACAUGAAUCACGAGUGGAUUGGCAACUACUGGCUGCCCGGGCUGGGGUUGCCUCAAUAUCGCACAACCUUUAUGGAGUGUCUAGUCGAUGCACGCAUGCUGGAUCAUUUGACCAAGAAAGAUUUGCGUGGCCAGUUAAAAAUGGUUGAUAGCUUUCAUCGCACCAGCCUGCAGUAUGGCAUCUCAAUGCUCAAGCGCUUGAACUAUGAUCGCACCGAGCUGGAGCACAGGCGCAAGAUGAGCGAGAAUGGCCUGUGCGAUGUGCUCGUGUGGAGCAAUGAGCGUGUCAUACGAUGGGUGAGCAGCAUAGGGUUGAAGGAAUAUGCCAAUAACUUGCUCGAAUCGGGCGUCCAUGGUGGUCUGAUGGCGCUGGAUGAGGGCUUCGAUGCCAAUGCCAUGGGCCUAGCUUUGCAAAUACCCACGCAAAAUGCACAGGCACGCCAAAUACUCGAUACAGAGUUCCGAAACUUGCUACAAAUUGCCACAGAUCGCAGGCCGGAUAGCGAACAGCGUAGCGCAUCCUGAUGCAGUUAUAGUCCGCCUACAACACCGGUGGAUGAGUAAAUCAAGUCUAAAAUGAAAUGCAACAAGCCAAGGGCAGCGCAACAGCCAAGCACAGCGCCAAUAUUUCCUAAAAUGUAUGGGAAGAAAAGGGAAAACCGAAAAACAACUAAGCCACAAAAUUCUAACAAGAAAGACGCAACGCAAGAGACUCCCAGGCUCAGAAUAAAUAUUGACUGGGCCCCCCACACAACAACAACAAUACGCAGCAUGAUGCACGUCUAAUCUAUUUAUAUAUACAAACAUAUAUAUAUAAAUUCACAGCCACACAUAUACAACCGGACACACAUAGUCAUAUAAUCCAUUACAAGACAAUGUAUACAAGACAUAGCACAUACUCUAUAUAGGAAAUACGUACUACGUACAUAAGAAGCGUGUAUGUAGACUAAUUAGCACGGGCGCCCUGCUAGCUGUAGGCAUGUACAAGUUUUAGAAGCUAAUCAUUUAUGAAUUAAUUAUAUAUUUAGAUAUGUAUAUAUGCAUAUGUAUAUAUAUGUAGAUAUAUAUAAAUAUUUUCUUUAAUUUUUUAACAAUGUGACAUAUAUGAUUUACAUAUUUUUAGUAUAAUUGGGCUUGCAAUAGACUAACAGUAUUUUGUUUUAGCUGCAGAAUAAAAAAAAAAAAUAUAUAUAUAUAUAUAUAUAUAUAUUAUAUAUUUACAGAGAUGCGUGCUUCGAACCAAAUUAGUAACCAAACUUGAUUGUUAUAUAAUAUUUUAAUGACAUUAUGUACAGUUUAUUUUAUUUUUUUUGUUUAACUCAAUUUUGUUUUUUAUUUUAUUUUUUUUAAUACUUUUACAUAAUAACGCUAUACAUAUGACAUUAUGGCAUGCUUUAAGUUUACUUUAUAUAUAACUUUUAUGGAAAGGCAAGGCGCUCCGAUUGAGUUUAAUUCAACUGAAGAGAACAACAUGCACAACAAUCAGGCAUAUAUAGUAAACAGCUGCAUAUAUAUAUACUAUAUAUAAAAAAUUUAUAUGUGUAUACAAAAAAAAAAAAAAAACAAGUACGGCUAGUUUAAUAUACAACACACAUAUAAAGCUCACUUAUACAUAUAUAUAUUUAUAUUUAUAUAAAUGUAUAAUUAACAUUAUCAAGCAUACGUGUAACUAACAAAGAAAGUAUUAUAGAGCAAAGUGAAGAAGGUGAAGAAGAUUGAAGUAAAAAGUCGCAAGCGCCCACAUUUAUUAACUAUUUACAUAUGGAAAACCGAAAAAUCGAAAUAGUUAAAAAAGCUUUAAAGGCAAGGAACCCCUAUAAGUCUACACCUAGUACUUAGCCUUUGUAUUAAUGAAUAAAAACUAAUAUACGAAAUACAAAUUAGGCAUGCUACAAAUUAAUAUUAAUAAAUAAUUUGCAACAAUUGUAAUUGGCAAAACUCGAAGCUCGAAUUGCAAUCCCAAUGUCUUGGCAUAAAUUUAUAAAUAUGACAUAUAUAUUCACAAAGCAUAUCCAUUGUUUUUCAAAACAAAACUUUCCCACUCCUUAAUUUUAUGUUGUUAAUUUAGUUUAUACAAAGACGAAGGCAACUAAAUAAAUGAAAUUAUGUUAUUUAGUGACUUUGUUUAUUCAUACUAACAUUUACACAAACACACACAUAUAUACACAUACACACACUAUGAUAAUAUUUGUAAAGUUCUUAUGUACUUAUAGACAUACAUCGGAUAUGUUGAAAGCACACAAACUGCCUGUUUUGCUAACAUAUUAUUAGUUUAAUGAAUAAGUUUUUAUUAAUUUGAACAACAACCAAAACUGCAACUAACGCUUUGUCUCUAAGUAUAUAAAACAAUAGCAAACUAUAACUUCAUUUUCUUCAACUGUAUUAGCAAAAUUAAACAAAA
Messenger RNA from Drosophila mojavensis, 5698 nucleotides. It is a transcript of the gene Liprin-alpha, whose product is annotated as liprin-alpha-1. Gene Ontology annotation, molecular function: protein binding. Gene Ontology annotation, biological process: synapse organization. The transcript is spliced from 15 exons. Lineage: Eukaryota; Metazoa; Arthropoda; Insecta; Diptera; Drosophilidae. Gene Ontology annotation, cellular component: presynaptic active zone. The coding region runs from base 232 to 3822 and encodes 1196 amino acids. The record is from RefSeq and is a predicted model, not a curated record.